CGCUGCGCUUUGUGAAUGGUCCGGUGUCUCAUGAAAGCGCAGCACUUCUUGCACAUGCGCAAUGGGCACCCGGCUGUCACAGAUGCCUGUACUGUCCGCAGUUUCUGGUCAUCCCCUGUACUAUGUCCGCAGCCUCUGGUCAUCCCCUGUACUGUGUCCGUAGUCUCUGGUCAUCUCCUGUACUGUGUCCGCAGUCUCUGGUCAUCCCCUGUACUGUGUCCGCAGUCUCUGGUCAUCUCCUGUACUGUGUCCGCAGUCUCUGGUCAUCUCCUGUACUGUGUCCGCAGUCUCUGGUCAUCUCCUGUACUGUGUCCGCAGUCUCUAGUCAUCUCCUGUACUGUGUCCGCAGUCUCUAGUCAUCUCCUGUACUGUGUCCGCAGUCUCUGGUCAUCUCCUGUACUGUGUCCGCAGUCAGUCUCUGGUCAUCUCUUGUACUAUGUCUGCAGUCUCUGGUCAUCUCCUGUAUUGUCCGCAGUCUCUGAUCAUCUCCUGUACUGUCCGCAGUCUCUGGUCAUCUCCUGUACUAUGUCUGCAGUCUCUGGUCAUCUCCUGUAUUGUCCGCAGUCUCUGAUCAUCUCC
This is a messenger RNA of Staurois parvus, 579 nucleotides long. NCBI's taxonomy places the organism in Eukaryota, Metazoa, Chordata, Amphibia, Anura, Ranidae. The record is from the annotation of a GenBank genome assembly.